Molecule: messenger RNA, 7645 nt
Organism: Phyllotreta striolata
Lineage: Eukaryota; Metazoa; Arthropoda; Insecta; Coleoptera; Chrysomelidae
Source: the annotation of a GenBank genome assembly
UAAAAACGGGGUGUGAGUCCUGCGCCAUGCCGAUGACUCCGGUUGUUGAUCUAUAAAAUUGUCAAUUCCGAAAAAGUGUACCUACUACUGUAUUUGUAAUACUGUUAAUUUAUAAGAAAGGCUUUUCCGAUUUAAUGCAAUCAAUUGGCCACAAACAUAAAACAAUGUUCUCAAUACAGUAUUUACCGUUUCUGAAUUGCUAAAGAAAUUUUAAAAUUAUGAGGUUGUUGUGUGUUAAAAAUGCAUUUCACAAGUCCUUUUAUUACUGGAAAAAUGGAAAUCAGAAUGAAUAAAUCGGGGAAAAUAAGUUAACUGGCUCACUUGUUGUAAUACAUCAUCUUUUUUGUCAGAUCAAUCGACAAACAUGGAUGACAAAAAGUCCCACCGAAUCGGCGGCUCGAAAGUCUCAGAAAUCGCCAACAUCUUCCAAGCCAUGACCCCCGCGCAAAAGGAGGAGUCCAUCAUGGCCCCGUCGCGGAAGCGCUACAGCACCCACAACUCCACCGAAAAGCUCGAAGUCGACAGCGCCAGCAUCACCGUCAUGCGGACGCAGUCCCACGUCACCCGCUUCAACAACGCCCGCGCCCUCUUCGAGAAGCUCGGCGAGGAGAACAAGAAGGACAGGGUGAUACCGCUGCAGGCGACGCGCAGCGCCUCCAACAUCCUCGAUUCGCGGUCGCGGUCCAGCUCGAACAGCGACGGCAAGGACGGCAAGUCCUACGUCCGUUCGCACUCAUCGUCGCCCACCAACGACAACUACGACGAGUGCCAUCGCGCCGUCACCAAGACCAACGGGUUCAAUCGCAGCGAUUCGGCGCCCGACGCCAAGCCGUGCGUGGCCCGCAAGCCCGAGAAGCCCGAACGGAAGUUCAACAGCAAGGAGUUGAUCGAGCGCCAGAGGAAUUGGACGUCGCACUUUUCGAAGACGCGCAACAGUCGGUACAACAGCGAUCCGAAUAGAAACGAUAUACGGCUGGUGGUGAGCGCCGACAAAGACCCUUCGGAGGGUUCCAAAAGUACCGCGGCGGCUACUCGUAGCGCUUCGUUCGGUAGUCGAUUAAAGAGCCCGACGACUUCGCCGCCUCCGCCGCCGCCCAUACGGACGGAGGCGUCGCGUAGACAGAACUACGUGAAGAAAGAACGGCCCGCUUCCGUUAUACCCACCACCACCGACGCUCAUUUCGCUAAAGACGACAUUCUAUCGAUUACUUUGGACAACAACAAAUCGCCCGUAGCUAGUAUCAUUGAACUGGACAACGACGUUAAGUGUUUCAAUCAAAAGGAAGAGGCCUUUACGAGGAGGGAUAACCAGGACGGGUUACUGUUGACGGCUGCUUCGCAGCAAGCCGUCUCCCGGUCGCCUUUAGAGGACAAAGACACCAGCAGGGAGAAUCUCUCGGUGGCUUCGGGCAGCCUGUCGUCCUUGAGCCCGCCCAGCAGCCCCAGCAAAAUCAAAUCCGAACAGGAGAAGCAGGAACAGGAGGAAAACGAGAAAAAUAUUUUUGGGAACGAAUUGCCGAAAGCCGACCAACCCGCCUCCGAACCGUCGGCGGUGCCAAAGAGGAACAAAGCGACCGGCAUCACGUUGAACAUCGCGCCGAGCGGCGCCGGCAGCCGCCCGUCGUCGAUCGUCAGCGCGACCACCUCCGACGAGGGCGGCUUCAACGAGCCGUCGCCGAAGGUCGAGGCGCGCCUCAAGCCGCACGAAGAAUCGCUCUACGAUUUCCCGUUGAACGAGGACAAGCCGCUGGAGUACGCCGACUCGCCGGAGGACGUCGGCGAGUACCGGGACUCGACGAUGCACGAACCGGCGCCGCCGAGGCUCACCGCCGCCGAAAUCGAGGCGCUGUACGCGGUGCCGCACAAGAAACCGCCCGCCGACGCCAAGCCGCCCGUCGCGCCCUUGCACGCGGAGAGCACCUCGUCGGACGAGGACGCGCCCCAUUACGCGGUGCCCUACAGGCCGAGCGUCAGCCAGCAGAAGUCCGUCGGAUCGACGGAUUCGGAGGUGUCGCAGGUGACGGUGGUGCCGCAGCGAUCGAUCGAUUCGGACGUGAUGUACCACGAUCAAUCGCGGCACGGCGCGCCCGCCGUUUUGGCCCAAUUGGAUAGCUUCGAAGCGGACGCCGAUGACGGAGAGGCUUCCGCGAUGAAGUCGGAGCCGUUUUUGAUCGUACGCGACGUGUUGCAGACCGACGAUAGGCCGGUUCGAACGCCGGAGAUUCGGAAAGCCGAAGCGAACAUUUUGGAUUUGAACGACGUGGAGUACGCCGAUGCGAGCGACGGCGACGACGAGGUCGUCGGGCGUUUGGAGACAUCGAAGGCGCGCGAACCGGACGCCAUGACGCCCGACGAAGCCGAGAACUUGUUGAGCGUUAAGAUAUUGGAGAAGCAGACAAGAUCUCCGUUGCUAUCGGACGAAGAGGCCCAAGAGGUAACCAGACUGUUGAAUUCGAAAGAGCCGAAACCCAACCGCUGGCCGCCGAACGCGGCCCCUCCGGCGCUACAGGACUCCAUCACCGCUUCCAUGCACGACUCUUCGGGGCCCGUUUCGUUGAACGACAGCUGCGGCCCGCCGUCGCUCCAAGAAGAGCCGCCGGAAGAAUCUGUGGAGGAACAGGCGAAGCCCGAAGUGGCGCAAAGUAACGGCAAAUCGGACUCCAAAACCAAAAACGCGGAACCGUUGUCGCAGUAUUACGAGUCCACCGAGAGCUUGAACUCGACUCAAGACGAUGAGGACGGUUCCAAAGUCGAAAUCGAUACGAGCGUCACGGAUUCGGGAUUAAUAGAUUCGAUAACGAGCUUGUCAGAAGGCAUUUGCUUAGAAACAAAGACUGAACAAGACUUCGUUCCGAGGCCGGUGACCAUCAUCGGUGUCGAACACGGCGUCCACUACUACGAGGACGGGCACUUUUGGAUGGAAGUGCCCGGCCUGCCGCCCGAGGACGACGACGAUUCGGAGUUUCUCGAGUACGUGCCGAAGCCGAGGGGCCGCGUCAAGUUCUCCAAGGAUCCCAUGAAGGUCUAUUCCACCUUCAGCAUAUCCGAUUACGACAGGAAGAACGAGGACGUCGAUCCGGUGGCCGCGUCGGCGGAGUACGAGCUGGAGAAGAGGGUGGAGAAGAUGGACGUGUUCCCCGUGGAGUUGGUCAAAGGGUCCGAGGGUUUGGGGUUGAGUAUCAUCGGUAUGGGGGUCGGGGCGGAUGCUGGAUUAGAGAAAUUAGGCAUUUUCGUGAAAACUAUAACGGCAAACGGCGCCGCUUCCAAAGACGGUAGGAUCAAAGUUAACGAUCAGAUAAUCGAGGUCGAUGGGAAGAGCUUAGUCGGCGUGACACAAGCUUACGCGGCGAGCGUGCUCAGAAACACGUCCGGUUUGGUGAAGUUUAGCAUUGGCAGGGAAAGAGAUCCGGAAAAUAGCGAAGUGGCGCAGUUAAUUAGGCAAUCGUUGCAAGCCGACAAAGAACGCGAGGAACGCAGGCAGAGGAUGAUUGAGGAGCAACAACAACAGAGCGAAGCUAGCACUAUUCAAUUAGGUUCGGGAAAUACGAGUGUAAGCGAUGGCCCGAACAGUCCUCUCGUUAAUCAAGAAGCCGUUUUUGAUCCCGAACAAGAUAGCGUGGAUUCCCUGCGUACUUUACUUGUCGAGCUAAUGGAGCAAAACGGAAUGAAACCCGACGACUCCGAAAAAUUCGAGCAAGCUAGUCAAAAAUUAAAAGAGACAGAACGGGGCCUGAUAACGGCCAAAAAAGAAAUCCAAACCUACCAAAACAUGCUGGAGCAAUCGCAGAUCCAAUACCAAGCGCUAGAGAAAAAGUACAACAGGGCGAAGCAUUUGGUGAGGGAGUUCCAGCAGCGCGAGCUCGACAUGUUGCACAGGGAAGACUUCUACCAGCAGCUGCUGCAAGAGAAAGACACCGAAUACAACUCGUUGGUCAAAACGCUGAAAGACCGAAUCAUCGCUUUGGAACAGGACCUGCUCGAUACUCAAAGGAAAGCCGGCCUGCCGAUGGCCCUUCCCUACGACAACAUAAACAUCAAACAGCUCACCCCGCAAAUGUCGAGGCGACAGCCGCCCAAGCCGCUCUUCAAAUCGCUACAAUCGGACCUCUCCGAUACCGAGAUAUCGGACGCCAGUCCGGACGACGAUAAAACCGCUACCGUCGAAAGAAAAUUGCCCAUUAAAGAAGAAUUCGACAGGGCCGUACCUCCUCACGAAUUACUCGACAUUUCGGCCAGCAAAAGCAAGGCGGAAUUGGCGAAUCGAGGAGCUCUGGCUAAUAGGCAAUUGCCCAGCGUGAAGAAAGGCUCGUUGAGCAACAGCAGCUCGGAUUACGGUCUGGACGAGAGCUACAAUUCAUCGGACGAAGUGACCGAUUCGGUGUUCGCCCAAGUGGCGGAGAUCAAGCAGAAACUGAACCAAGGCCUGACGAGGCCCACGUCAUUCACGAACGCCGCAACGCAACAAUUCGCUCAAACGCAGCACACGUCGCAGCAGCAAUUGAAUCAAAAUUCGCAAUAUACAGUGCAAUAUACGCAAGUACAAAAAUCGAAUCAAUACGUAACGAAUCAAAAUUCAGUUCAAACGUCGAACGUAGUUUACGCUAGCAUACAAAAGGAGAAGUUCCAACAGCCGAGCCCCGACCCGUGGAGCAACAGCGCGAAUAAGAACUCGAGCUCGGCCGGUUGUCCUCCUCCUACGUUAAAGGAACAGUUGAAGCAGGUAUUAGCAGAACGGGAGAAACGACUCGGAUCCGACAGUACGCACAGUUCAACGGACGAAUUGAACGAAAAGACUAGAGACGAUCCCGCUCAUCAUCUCCUCGAAGAGAUCCGACAGGCUGUGAACGAAGCUACUUCCAAAGUAAAGAGAGUUGUUCCCGUAACGUUAUCGCCUCCAGGUAGCACGCCGUGGCAGCCGCAAAUGUGCAUGUCGCCGACGCCGCCUUCGCCGUCUAGUCUGUCGUCCGGUUCGGUGUCGCCGUCCCGGCACGAUUCCUCCUGGGCCAAUACCGAUCUGAGCCUUUCCUCUUGCAGCAUAGCCAGCGAAAAGAGGAAUCCUCAGUAUUGGCAGUCGACGCCGAUCCUCGAUUGGUCCAAGGAUCAGGUUUGCAAUUGGCUAAUAGCCGUGGGCAUGGAGCAACACGUUUCGAAAUUCGCGGAGUUGCAAGUGAACGGAAGCGCGUUGCUGUUGCUGACGUCCGCGGACUUCAAGAUCCUGGGAAUCACCAGUGACGACAAGAGCCGGCUGAAGAGAAAAAUCAAAGAUCUCAAAUUCCAGGCGGAGAAGGAGCGCAAGCAAAUGGAGCGCGACAGAAAGGAGAAGGAAAAGAUGCAGAAGAAGGCCGACAAAGCGAGCAAAAAGAAAUAGUGAACAGGUGAGAUUUAUUAUUGGGGUAUUUUUGUGGUGUCGAAUUGGUAUGUGAAAGGCCUUAAAUGAAAAAAAAAGAAACAUUAUUUAUGUUCAGUUCCUAUUAGAUUGUUUGCAAUUGAUUAGCAAUAAUAUCCAACAUGAAUUGAAUACGUCUCUGUAAUACUUCAAGAAAGCAUUGAAGGUAUUCCAAGAGGUCCAAAAGAAAGCCUAAGUAGAAGAUGUUAGGAAUUGUGAUGAUAAAUACAAUUUUAUUAAAACCAAUUCGAUACUCAACCUAAUGAAUGGUAGGUAUACACUAUAUACUUUUAUCAACUGAUGCCAUAGUAUUUCCGAAAAUAAGAACACUUUUUCAUUCGCCACACUUCUCUUACAACUUUAUUUUAGUUUUAUUGGUGUAGCUGAAUACAACUGUCUUGAUGUAAUGAUGAUUAUCAAAGAAUAUCGUAAAAUUCGUUUUUUUAUUCAUUACAUUGCAUUAAGACGAUUGUACCUAAUUUUAAUGAUUAAAUAUUGCAAUGUUUACUGAUUUUUCUAUUACUUAAGUUUCGAGAGUGCCACCUAAGUAAGAUUUUUUAUUGUUCCUUAAUCUUGUCAAAUAUAAUUAAGUCAUGAAAAGGAAUGUAUGAAGUUGUAUUCUAAAAAACGUACGAUGUAUUAUAGUACAUUUCUCGAAUUAGAAUAAUAUAUGAACUGUAUGUAUAUAUGGAAUAAUUAAAGUUUGUUUCAUCAACACACGAAUGAAUAAUGCUAAUGGAGUUUUCAAUAGAAGAUUGCUAAAUUUAUUCAAAAAGUAUCUAAUAUAUUUUUUUGUUAACUUGUCACCUUACAUAUGUAUAAAAAUUUACCUUUCAUUUACUGGUUAUAUUUUAUGCAUUAUAUUGUUAUUCGAUUAAAACUGGAUUUUGGAACAAACUCAUAAAUAUGAUAUUUAAAAACUUGAUUAACAUUAUUUGUUCUAAAAGCAUUGAAACAAUCUUCAUAUUUAGCAUAAAGUGUGUAUGUUUUAGAAGCAUUUAAACCUGAUGAUCUACUAAAAAUUAAGUACGGUUUUUCCAUUUUUCAUAUUUAAGAGGUAUUUUUUUUAUGUGAGUGGAUUUCUCCAGUGACUUAAAUUGCCUUUUUUCUAAUUUUAUACUAGGUUAAGUUUUAAUUUAUUUGUAUUUUUUGAUAUUCGAAUUGUUUAAACACUAACGUUGUGAUAUAUCACAUUUUAAAAUUUUUAUUUUUUAAUGAAAAUAUGUGAUUGUUUUUAAGAUAUUUUAAUUUAUUUAGUUCAUGUUAAAUAUUGUUUUAUUUUCAUUUUAUUCGAUGUUUUUAUUACGUAUAUUUUCUUCUUGGCCGCUAUUAUGUAAAAUCAGAAAACUUUUAAAAAGGUAUUUACAUAAAAUACAUGAAUACAUUGUAAUAAAUAAAAACUACUCAAUAAAAGGUGAUAAACCUUUAAACUUUGAGUUUCUGAAUUACCCAUUUUUUUUAGUAAGCGCGAGCUUACACAUUAGACCGACCCAUAAACGAAAUUUAUAAAAGCACUUUAUUUCUUACUUACAUAAAAUGCAUUCACAAAAUUAGAUCUUCCACAUUUCUUUACAAUUCCUUCUGUAAAAAAUGCAUUUGUAAUCACAAUGUACUUGUAUAACAAACUAAAAUUGUCCAUUUACAAGAAAGUUAACCAAUAGGUAAGUCAUGGAAAAUAUAAAUAUCUUGAGGAGGCUAAAUUUUUAAUUCUUUCUUGCAAUUGAACAGAACUAACUAUUACAAAUAAAGACUAGUUACUUCAAAUAUUUGCUAUCGUGCGGGAUUAGGUCAUUUACAUGAAUUAAUUAAUACAUUUUUUUGUUCCGGUCUUUCAUAUAACGGAACCUCGUAACAGAUAAAAAAAUUACAAUAAUUUGUCACUUGAAUUUUUUUAUACUUAUUGUUAAAAUCGACUAAUGGUUUUAUAAAAAAUACUGGGUAUUUUGUGAUACUGCAAUAAGUAAAAAAUUUAAAGAAGUGAAAUAUAACUACGUACAAAUUCAAUUAAAAAUUGCUGCAAUAAUAGUGAAAACUUGUUCCACAAUUUUUAAAAUCUAUUUGUAUAAUUACCAGAUUUCGAAUUUCAUUUGUUCAAUCUUACCGUAUAUCACAUUCGAUUAAAUUAAAAAGUAUUUUCAAUUUACAGAAGAAAACAUAAUUUGCGUAUAUUAUUGUUGUAAACUUCUAUAAAAUUGGCCCUACCUAUUUAAACUAUAAUCAAAUAAUUACAUUAACUUUAAAUUAUAUUUACAAAAUGAA